Pistacia vera is the source of this 444-nucleotide messenger RNA. RefSeq lists its product as uncharacterized. The transcript has 2 exons. The record is from RefSeq and is a predicted model, not a curated record. The coding region runs from base 1 to 444 and encodes 147 amino acids. NCBI's taxonomy places the organism in Eukaryota, Viridiplantae, Streptophyta, Magnoliopsida, Sapindales, Anacardiaceae.
AUGAAUGAGAGGCUAAUCCAAGAGGCAGAUUCAGAUGAGGAAGAAGAACAUGUCGUUAGAGGGACAAGAUCACUGGCUAAUGUAUACGAAAGGUGCAAUAUGGCAGUGGUGGAAACAAGAUGUUACCUUGAAGCUGCCAAGUCUGAACUGUGGAGGGCUGCAAUGAAAACUGAUAGAGGAUUAGCUGUGGUUUCUCUCUACGUUGAUGACUUGUUGGUGACAGGUAGCAAUCCUGAAGAAUUGGACCAGUUUAAGUCAGCCAUGCAAACUAAGUUUGAAAUGACUGAUUUAGGAUUGAUGAAAUAUUUCCUAGGCAUGGUGAUAAGUCAGACUGCAGGUGAGAUUUUUGUGUGCCAACAGAGAUAUGCAACUGAGCUUCUCAUGAAGUUUGGAAUGGAGAAUUGUAAACCAGUGGAUACCCCACUGGUUCCCAACCUGAAAUGA